AUGGAAGCCGUGGGGUUGGAUAUGAUUGUCUGGGAAAUGAUUGUCAAUGAGAUGACAGUGGGGUUUGGCUACUUCUUGGCUCUCUGUGCCCAUGAUAGUGACAGUGAGCCCAGCCAUGGAAACCACAAUGUUUUUGUUUGCUUGCUUGCUUUUUACCCUUUGCAGUACAUGGUUUGGUUAGCACAGGAUCCUGCUUUCUCAGCGGUGAUUCAUGACAAACUCCAGGUCCCCAAUACCAUCCGGAAGGCAUGGAAUGACAGAGACAACCGCUGUGACAUUUGUGCCACACACCUGAACCAACUGAAGCAGGAGGCCAUCCAGAUGGUGCUGACCUUGGAGCAGGCAGCUGGUAGUGAACACUACGAUGCCUCCCCUGGCUCACCCCCACCGCUCUCCAGCAUCCCUACCCUGGUGGGGUCUCGGCAUGUGGGUGGGCUCCAGCAGCCCAGGGAUUGGGCCUUUGUACCCGCCGCCUAUGCCACCUCCAACUACACAGGCUUUGUCAACAAGCAUAGCAGCAAACCCAACAGCCUUGGGGUCAGCAAUGGAGCAGAAAAGAAGAGUGGAUCCCCAACCCACCAAGCCAAGGUCAGCCUCCAGAUGGCCACCAGUCCCAGCAAUGGGAAUAUCCUCAACUCGGUGGCCAUCCAGGCUCAUCAGUACCUGGAUGGCACCUGGUCCCUGUCAAGAACCAAUGGGGUUACCUUGUACCCCUAUCAGAUCUCCCAGCUGAUGACAGAGAGUGGCCGGGAAGGACUGACAGAAGCUGCACUGACCCGCUACAAUGCAGACAAGCCCUCAGCCUGCAGCAUCCCAGCCUCUCAAGGCUCCUGUGUGGCCACUGAGACUUCCUCAGGCACCUCGGUGGCUGCUUCUUUCUUCGCACGAGCUGCCCAGAAGUUAAAUCUGUCUUCUAAAAAGAAAAAACAUCGACCUUCUACUUCUUCUGUCGCUGAGCCACCUCUCUUUGCCACCAGCUUCAGCGGAAUUCUGCAAACCUCUCCUCCCCCAGCCCCACCAUGUCUGCUGAGAGCUGUUAAUAAGGUGAAGGACACCCCGGGCCUGGGCAAGGUGAAAGUCAUGCUUCGCAUUUGUUCCACCUUGGCUCGAGAUACCUCAGAAUCUAGCUCUUUCUUAAAAGUAGACCCCCGGAAGAAGCAAAUCACCUUGUAUGAUCCUCUGAGUUGUGGAGGUCAAAAUGCCUUCCAGAAGAGAGGCAGCCAAGUUCCUCCUAAGAUGUUUGCCUUUGAUGCAGUUUUUCCACAAGAUGCUUCUCAGGCUGAAGUAUGUGCUGGGACUGUGGCAGAGGUGAUCCAGUCUGUGGUCAAUGGGGCAGACGGCUGUGUGUUCUGUUUCGGCCAUGCCAAGCUGGGAAAAUCCUAUACCAUGAUUGGAAAGGAUGAUUCCAUGCAGAACCUUGGCAUCAUUCCCUGUGCCAUCUCUUGGCUCUUCAAGCUGAUAAAUGAACGGAAAGAAAAGACCGGAGCCCGGUUCUCUGUUCGGAUCUCAGCUGUGGAGGUGUGGGGGAAAGAAGAGAACCUGCGAGACCUGCUGUCAGAGGUAGCGACAGGCAGCCUGCAGGACGGCCAGUCCCCAGGCGUGUACCUUUGCGAAGACCCCAUCUGUGGCACGCAGCUACAGAACCAGAGCGAGCUGCGGGCGCCCACUGCAGAGAAGGCAGCCUUCUUCCUAGACGCCGCCAUUGCCUCCCGCCGGAGCAACCAGCAGGACUGUGAUGAGGACGACCACCGCAACUCCCAUAUGCUCUUCACCCUGCACAUCUACCAGUACCGCAUGGAGAAGAGUGGGAAAGGGGGAAUGUCCGGAGGUCGCAGCCGCCUACAUCUCAUUGAUCUCGGCAGCUGUGUGAAAGCUCUUAGCAAAAAUCGGGAAGGAGGUUCAGGCCUGUGCCUCUCUCUGUCUGCUCUGGGCAAUGUCAUCCUGGCUCUUGUCAACGGCAGCAAACACAUCCCAUACAAGGAGAGCAAACUCACCAUGCUGCUGCGGGAGUCUCUGGGGAACAUGAACUGUCGCACCACCAUGAUCGCGCACAUAUCCGCCGCGGCCGGCAACUAUGCGGAAACCCUGUCCACCAUCCAAGUCGCCUCGAGGGUCUUGAGGAUGAAGAAGAAGAAGACAAAGUACACGUCGAGCUCCUCAGGGGGAGAGAGCUCCUGUGAAGAAGGUAGAAUGCGCAGGCCCACCCAGCUGAGACCCUUCCACACCAGGCCCACGGUGGACCCCGACUUCCCCAUCGCUCACCUCUCUAGCGACCCUGACUACUCCUCCAGCAGCGAGCAGUCCUGCGACACCGUCAUCUACAUCGGGCCCAAUGGCACGGCCCUCUCUGACAAGGAGCUCACUGACAACGAGGGCCCCCCAGACUUUGUCCCCAUCGUGCCAGCCCUGCAGAAGACCAGGGGUGACAGCCGGCCUGCGGAGGCAGGAGAGGCAGUGGCCAGCAAGUCAGAAAGGGACUGUUUGAAGUGCAACACAUUUGCUGAGCUGCAAGAGAGACUGGAUUGCAUUGAUGGCAGCGAAGAGCCCAGUAAGUUUCCUUUUGAAGAGCUGCCUGUUCCAUUUGGGGCCGAGCAGGCGAACAAAUGUCCCCCAUUAAGCCAAGCGGCUGGGGCAAACCCGCUCUCUGAGUCCGAUAAGGAAGAUAAUGGGUCAGACGGCCAGCUGACUGAGAGGGAAGGCGCAGACUCCCUGGCCUCCCAGAUGCAGAGAAAUCACUCCCCUGUGCCUGCCGCGGCUCUGGGCAGCAGUCCCAGCCCAGCCUCGCCCAGGAGCAUCCCAGGCAGCAGCAGCCAGCAUAGUGCCUCCCAGCUCGUGCAGAGCCCCAGCCUGCAGAGCAGCCGCGAGAGUCUGAACUCCUGCGGCUUUGUGGAAGGCAAGCCCAGGCCCAUGGGCUCCCCCCGGCUGGGCGUCGCCAGCUUAUCCAAGACCUCAGAGUACAAACCACCCAGCUCUCCUUCCCAGAGAUGCAAGGUCUACACCCAGAAGGGGGUCCUGCCCUCUCCUGCACCACUGCCUUCCUUGAGCAAGGAUUCUGGCAUCGUAUCAAGAGAAUCCUUGUUGCAGCCUGAGGUCCGUACCCCCCCAGUAGGAAUGAGCCCCCAGGUUUUGAAGAAAUCCAUGUCUGCUGGAAGUGAAGAGUUCCCAGAAGCCACUGUGGAUGAUGAGCAUCAGGCAGCAACUCCUCCAGAUUCCAAGAAGGAGAUCCUGAGCACCACCAUGGUGACGGUGCAGCAGCCACUGGAGCUGAAUGGGGAGGAUGAACUGGUGUUCACGCUGGUGGAGGAGCUGACCAUCAGCGGGGUCCUGGACAGUGGCCGCCCCACCAGCAUCAUCAGCUUCAACAGUGACUGCUCCGUGCAGGCCUUGGCCUCCGGCUCCCGGCCUGUCAGCAUCAUCAGCAGCGUCAGCGAGGACCUGGAGUGCUACUCCGGCAUGGCUCCUGUCUCCGAGGUCAGCAUCACACAGUUCUUGCCCCUGCCGAAGCUGAGCCUGGAUGAGAAGGCCCGCGAGGCGGGGAGCAGGCGUUCCUCCAUCAGCUCCUGGCUGAGCGAGAUGAGCGCGGGCAGUGACGGCGAGCAGUCCUGCCACAGUUUCAUAGCCCAGACAUGUUUUGGGCAUGGGGAAGCGAUGGCAGAACCUCCGGCCUCAGAGUUCAUCAGCAGCAUCCAGAACAGCACCGUGGUGUGCAGAGAGAAGCCCAAGGCGGGCCCUGACAACGUGCUCAUCUUGUCUGAGAUGGGGGAAGACGCUUUCAACAAAGCCACCCCCAUCAAAGGCUGCAAAAUAUCCACUCUGGGGAAGGCCAUGGUCACCAUCUCCAACACGGCCAACCUGGGCAGCUGCGAAGGGUACAUCCCCAUGAAAACCAACAUCACAGUUUACCCCUGUAUCGCCAUGAGUCCCCGGAACACCCAAGAGCCCGAGGUGUCUACUGCCACCUCCAAAGCAGCCCAGCCCCAGGAGAGUAAAGAAAUCAGUACAAAGAAAGAAAUGAAAUUUGAAGACCCCUGGCUAAAACGAGAAGAGGAGGUAAAAAAAGAAAAUGAUUUUCCCAGCGAAGAAAGGAUUAGGUGUGAGACCGCAACAGCCCCCACAAAGCCUGAAGCCAGACCAGAGCAAGACCAGGACAGAAAGCCCAGCCCUGGGGACAGGCUCAGCAGCAGCAGCGGGGAGGUAUCUGCCUCCCCCGUGACUGACAACUUCAAGAGGGUUGUGGACGGGUGUGAGAUGGCCUUGCCUGGGUUGGUGGCUCAGAGCCCGGUGUACCCCAACAAAAGCCUGAAGUCCAGCAGCCUCCCUCGGGCCUUUCAGAAAGCCAGCAGACAGGACGAGCUGGACAGCCUCUUCUACCACUGUGCUGUGGAGACCAACAUGUUGGGCACCGCCUCUGGUACCCAGCCCUCCAAGGCAACUCUGGAGAGGAAGGUGGCCUCACCCAAACACUGCGUCCUGGCUCGGCCCAAAGGGACUCCUCCCCUCCCUCCUGUCCGAAAGUCCAGCUUGGAUCAGAAGAACCGGGCCAGCCCCCAGCACAGCGCCAGCAGCAGCAGCACCAGCAGCCCUUUGAACCAACCUGCCACCUUCUUGGCCAGCUUCCCGGAUGAGCCCAGCAGCAAGAUGAAGGACGCCAGCAGCAGCAGCAAGCUCUUUAGUGCGAAGCUGGAGCAGCUGGCCAGCAGGACCAACUCCCUUGGCAGGACCACAGUCAGCCACUACGAAUGCCUCUCGCUGGAGAGGGCCGAGAGCCUGUCCUCCAUGAGCUCCCGCGUGCAUGCUGGCAAAGACAGCACCAUGCCCCGCACUGGCAGGAGCCUGGGCCGCAGCGCAGGGGCCUCGCCACCCGGCUCUGGCCCCUCUCAGUCGGCCGGCGCCUCGCCCAAGGCCAGCCAGUCUAAGAUCUCCGCCGUGGGCAAGCUCCUCCUCGCCAGCCCUAAAGCGCGGAACCUGUCCACCUCCACCACCAAAACCCUCAGCUUCUCCACCAAGUCGCUGCCGCAGUCGGUGGGCCAGAGCUCCAACCUGCCCCCCAGCGGGAAGCACAUGUCCUGGUCCACCCAGUCCCUCAGCAGAAGCCGAGGCUCGGGGCUGGCCUCCAAAUUGCCCCUGCGUGCUGUCAACGGGCGCAUCUCGGAGCUGCUGCAGGGCAGCGCCGGUGCCCGGGCCUUGCCUCUGCGGGCCGGACCGGAGGCGGAGGAGCGCGGUGGCCCCACCGAGGACAAGCCUCCGGCUGCUCUCCUGCUGCCCUCACCCUACAGCAAGAUCACCCCACCGAGGAAGCCCCACCGCUGCAGCAGCGGCCACGGCAGCGACAACAGCAGUGUGCUGAGCGGGGAGCUCCCGCCGGCCAUGGGGAAGACUGCCCUGUUCUACCACAGCGGUGGCAGCAGCGGCUACGAGAGCAUGAUGAGGGACAGCGAGGCCACCGGCAGCGCGUCCUCGGCCCAGGACUCCAUGAGCGAGAACAGCAGCUCUGUCAGCGGGAGGUGCCGCAGCCUCAAAACCCCCAAGAAACGCUCUAAUUCAGGUUCUCAGAGACGGAGGCUCAUCCCAGCGCUGUCCCUCGACACCUCCUCCCCUGUGAGAAAACCCGCCAAUAGUGCGGGGGUCCGCUGGGUGGACGGCCCCUUGCGGAGUGCCCAGCGGAGCCUUGGGGAACCUUUUGAGAUUAAAGUCUAUGAGAUUGAUGACGUGGAGCGCCUGCAGCGGCGACGAGGGGGCACUGGCAAGGAGGUCAUGUGCUUCAAUGCGAAGCUGAAAAUCCUGGAGCACCGCCAGCAGAGGAUCGCCGAGGUCCGCGCCAAGUACGAGUGGCUGAUGAAGGAGCUGGAGACAACCAAACAGUACCUGAUGCUGGAUCCCAACAAAUGGCUCAGUGAAUUCGACCUGGAGCAGGUUUUGGAACUGGACUCCCUGGAGUACUUGGAGGCGCUGGAGUGCGUGACGGAGAGGCUGGAGAGCCGUGUCAACUUCUGCAAGGCCCACCUCAUGAUGAUCACCUGCUUUGACAUCACCUCCAGGCGCCGAUAGAGCACAGACAUCCCACCCAUCCGUGCCCUCCCCAGGACUCCACAGAGAUACCGCACUCCCCCGGCCUCUGUGCUGGCGGCACUUGAAGACAACAGAACGAGAAUGAAGGUUGGUGGCAAGUCUGGAGUGAGCGUUGAGCAGAAAGCGAUUUUUUUCUUUUGUUUUCUGUAGGAAAGGUGCAAACACCAAACACAUGGAAGGAGAAAAUGAUGGGAAGCCCCGUGGGACUGAAAAAGCACUUUGAGGAACUUUAAGGAACUGUUUGUACAUAAGAACUGCUAGCAGAAGGGACCUCACUCUUCUCUUGCUUUCGUGAGAAAGGGGGAGGACGGAUGGAGGGUUGCUGUUGAAAGCAAAAACAAAACAACAGAAAAAGACCCAGAAUGACUGAUUAAGUGCCUUGCAAAUCUUUACAAUUAUCCAAACGUUCAUGUUCCUACUUUCUUGUGUACAGAUGGUGCUAGUCAAGAUGAAAACAACAAAACAAACAAAAAAGAAAAAUCAAACACAUUUUCAAAAUGUAUUUACAGCUCAUUUUCUCUUGGUGUUUUAUCCUAUUUCUGACUUGCUGUUUCUAAAGUUGUGUUUGUAGAGAUAUUUCCUAAUCAGUAUCGCAUAUGAAUAAAUGUUAACUGUCCUUAAUGGUUAUUCUGGUAAGGCCACUCAAGCAGAACACAGAGACUCCAUCGGCCCAAGCCAGUGUGCGUUUGCAAAGGAAGGUCGGAGCAGCCACCGGUGCACCAUGCCACCUCCCACAAGGAGUGACAGCAGGUGACUUGGCGUGUUGAUCAUAGAGCACGUGUAUAUGAGCUAUAGAGAACCAAGACAAGACAGGGCUUGCAAAUCCAAGUGAGAAAGAGCCUUCUCUGACCCAGGCCUCCCUUCUCCCUGUAGGUGGGCUGUUAGUACUGUGUACAGUCCCACUCUCCUGACCCACAAAUCCAGGUUCUCAUGGUCCUUAAAACAUUUUCAUAUUCACUUUUAUUCCAAAGACUCUGGACUGAGUCAUAUCUCUUUGUUUUCUAGUUUUGCAAAUUCAUUAAAGCAGAGGGGAAGGGGCUCCCAGUUUAGAGACCACAGGCUUGCAUGUGCUCAGAGACACCGACAGCAUUAGUUUAAAACAGGAUCCUUAGGAUUGUAUACUUUUCUGUUGUUCAGAAAACUGCCUAAAAACAAGACACUCAGCACGCCCAUGGCCCCAAGCCUCCACACCAACAAGGGAAAAAGCUUGUUCCCAUAAGCCUGGCGCCUGAAGUUAGAAGUUUCCCCUCCAUAAAUCCCAGAAUGCAUAUCUAAGAAUUUAGGACCUCAUUCUCAAGUGGCAACAAUUCCCCUCAGGAUUAUUACACCCAUUUUAGUGGUAGAUACCCAAGGCACAGAGUGACCAAGAGAUUUGCCUGGGAAUGCUUUGGGACAGCUGAGGCAGCACAGCUUCCAGGAUCCUCCCACUUCGGGGCAGGGCCCUGUUCAGGGCCUCUGGGGCCUUCCCACUGUCAGCUGUGCUCAGGGUCUGUGCAGAGCACUAUGCGUUUGUGUUCUCGAGGACAGCAUAGCUUUCUGAGCCUGUUUCCAGGUGAGGCUGACCCUGCUGACCAACUCCUCAGUCCCAACUGUUCUCCAAGGAAAAAGCACCUUUGCAUUUCUUGGUCCUAUGUCUGGAUGCAUGUAGCACAGCACAGCUGGCUCAACAGCCAGUGAGGCUCAACUGAACUCAGUCCGUGGGAACCGGGUCUGUGAGUGUCACGAUACCUGCUCUGUUACUUGUCAGAACAGGGCACAGGUGGCCCCGUUAGCGAGCUGGCUGGCUGGCUUUGUACACUCUGUAAGAGCCUGCGUCUAUGCAAAAGUGCUCACAGAAGAUACUCCCCAAUCUGCUAGUUGAGUGAACUGCUCUGGAAUGUCAUUGUCCCCUCUGUGCAUCCCCCAAGUUUGACAAGCACGUUGCCUUAGGAAGCUGGGCCUCCCCCAGCUCCUCAACCUUAACCCCAUUCUGCAGGACAGUCCAUGACUUUGGGCAGCCCCUGGCCUCACAGCAUGGGACUGCUAAUGGCAAUAUUCUUGGAAGUGUCUGAACCCAAAGGGAUACCAAUCCUUUGAGUUUGUCAUUUGGCCUCCCUGUUGGCUGGUUUGAAAUAGAUCACUUGAUGAACAGCUUUUAACUUGGGGAUGUCCAAAGUGACUCUUCCUUGUUUCUGGUUGGGGAGAAAUUCAUUUAAUUAGUAAUCAGUGAAUCUGGCUUUUGCCUCUACCACAUAGCCCACCCCACCCCUGAAGUCUUCAUGCUGCACUGACCCUAAGCAGGCUAAUGAUGGCGUCUGGUGCCUUUCCUGGAAUGAGACCAAGUGACAACAUUUACAGAGAUUUAAAACAGUCAGUGCAGCCUUUUCUAGAGGAGUGACCCAGAGGUUAGGCCUCCUGCCUAAACCUGCUUUUGUACAGGUGUAGUGGCUUGUGAUGUAACCCAAAGGCUGAACGAGGCACGAGUUACCAAGUCAGACGACUUGGUGGCUUCCCCAGGGGACAGGUCACAGACUAUCUCAUAGGAUCCUAAGAACAGCUUUGCGUGGGCGUAAUGGAUUCUCUUUUCUUUCUUGUUAUGCUUUUUGUUUGUUUGUUUAUCUAAGUGAGCUGCAAAGCUCUUAAUUUACCAACUGUUGAUAAAGCAGGUGAAGGAAUCACGCACUUUGUACUAUGCUGCACCUGUUCCUGGCGCACCUAUUAAUGACUGUGGAUGAUGGUCUUCAGGCACAAGGGAAGCAGGGGUGGUCAGCUCUUCUGAAGCUGUCCCCGAAAUGGAACACCUCCAACAGUGGCCAGAUGCGAGGCAGUUCCAGGGCCCCUUUUUGGUUUUGGUGACAGACAACCCAAGAAGGCAAGGGGAAUGUCAAAGAACCCACAUCUCGUUCAUUUUCCUCACAUGAAGGAACCAGAAAAAUGUUUACUGUAAGUGAAUAUGGAGACGCAUAGCCUUAUUUCUUUGUCUGAAACCUGUCUCCCGCUCCCUGAUCCAAAUAGCUUAGAGUGAGAUGAAGGCCUUAGCAGCCGUGCAAAAAUAAGAUCCAAAAAAGGAAUGUUGUUUCCCCAGGAGUAAAUCCAAUUGCAUUUCAUGACGGCGUUUCAUGCUUCGAGAGAGUGAUCGUUUGCUCUGUCCUCGGCUUUCAGUCCCCACCUGAGAGCUACAACCUUUGAUCUUCUUGUCCUUGAAUUCCCCUCCACAUGGGGAAGCUGCUCUAACUUUCAUCUUUUCCAGAUUUGAGAUCAGAACACCCCGCCUGUUGUUUUAUCUCCCAUUGCUAUUCUGAACAUGGGGAACUCCAGAUGCAAACGCAGAAGCAGGUCCCGUGUUGACACAGGUGGGAAUCACAUAAGGACCCCAAGUGGGGAGGAGGUUCCUCGCAUCAGAAGCUGGAUUAAAAAUCAUGUAGCCCAGCAUGGGGAAUUCGGCAGGCAGAAAUUUGGCACCACUAGUUGUAAAUUAGCCUUAUGCCUGAAGUCUCAUGGGGUCCUGUAGGGCAGCUGUGACCUGACUGCAGCCACAUCUGCCAUCCGGGCUGGUUCACGGUCUGACCCACACAGGAGUCUUUCACCUGCUGCAAAUUCUGUUCAGUUGUUGAGCAAGAAUUGCACUUGUGCCCUCUUGGGUGUGUUUCUCAUAUCCUUAUAAACCAACCUCUUUGGGCUUCAGAUUCUCAUGCUCAUCAUUACUUUUGGUUAAUCCAUAAGCCUUCAUUGCAAAUGUUAUACUGAAAGCAGCUGUCUGACCUUGCCUCCCUGCGAGGGAAAGCAAGGCUAUCGGGAGUCUGCAGAUGGUUCAGCGCACACCAGAUAGCCUAUGUCACUGGUCACCGCUGCUCUGUAGUUGAGCCUUCAGAAAUGAUAAUGGGUGAGUGUUUUGUAGGUUCCUUCUUCAACAAAGAUUUUUAGACUGUAAAUUAUUAAAGAUUAGUUCAUUUCAAAAUUGAAAACAGAAUUCAUGAAUUGACUCAUGCUUCUCUGCUAUAAUAUUAGCCCACUCUUUGAGCAUAUAUGAAAAAACAUUUCCUCACUUGUGGACCAGCCCAGGGCACAGUGGCGAAGGUGGCUGGAUCCCACAUGGCUCUGUGGUUCAAGUCCCAGACUCGGUUCCUAGA
Molecule: messenger RNA, 10178 nt
Organism: Tupaia belangeri chinensis (Chinese tree shrew)
Lineage: Eukaryota; Metazoa; Chordata; Mammalia; Scandentia; Tupaiidae
Gene: KIF26B
Product: kinesin family member 26B
Exons: 15
Coding region: 1-6048 (2015 amino acids)
Biological process (GO): microtubule-based movement
Molecular function (GO): microtubule motor activity; ATP binding; microtubule binding
Source: RefSeq, a predicted model, not a curated record